Molecule: messenger RNA, 3335 nt
Organism: Diachasma alloeum
Lineage: Eukaryota; Metazoa; Arthropoda; Insecta; Hymenoptera; Braconidae
Gene: Hen1
Exons: 4
Coding region: 144-2903 (919 amino acids)
Biological process (GO): piRNA processing; siRNA processing; RNA methylation
Cellular component (GO): cytoplasm; nucleus
Molecular function (GO): O-methyltransferase activity; RNA methyltransferase activity
Source: RefSeq, a predicted model, not a curated record
CAUGGCCGCUUGUGUAAGCAGUGCCAGUGCGCAAAAUUAUGGCAAAUGUGUACACACGAGGGAACAAAAACAUAAAUAGGAAAAGACAGUUUUGUGGAAAUCCAAUAAAAGCGAAUGAAUCGUAAUAAGCUAAAAAAGCAAAAAUGAUUAUUGUUUUUUUUCAUGUUUUGUAUCUCCUCGGGAAAUUCAUCUACAGGAAUUAUCGAGAGGAUGAUUUCGGUGAGAAUGACGAAGAGAAAAACAGUGGCGAGGUGGUUGUGGUGAUGGAUUCAGCAUGUGGUGUUGAAGCGAAUCAGUUAAAUAAACAAGGAGACCAAUUGGAUUUGUAUGAUAAUUUUUAUGGAGAGGAUGAAUUUGAACAUAUCAGAUUCACGCCACCGGCUUACAUUCAAAGGUAUCAUGCUGUUGCUAGUCUUCUCGGUGGUAAGGAGUUUGAGGGACAAUUUCGAAAGGUUGUGGAUUUUGGUUGCUCAGAAUUUGGAUUCUUUCAACAUCUGAAGAAUACAAGGGGAAUAGAAGAGAUUUUAUGCGUAGAUGUUGAUAAAAAUACUUUGGAAAAGUAUAAAGGAAGAAUAGAACCCCUUACUUCAGACUACUUGGCUUGCAAAAAUGCUCCGUUGAAUGUACAUGUACUGGAGGGUAGUGUUACCGAUAAUGACCAGUGUUUGGAGAAUACUGAUGCAGUUAUUUGUAUAGAAUUAAUUGAACAUUUGUAUCCAGAGACUUGUAUAAAUCUUCCAUUCAAUAUCUUCGGUUUUAUUCAACCUAAAAUUGCAGUAUUCACAACUCCCAAUGCCGAUUUCAAUGUUUUAUUUAAAGGAAUGAAUGGAUUCAGGCAUUGGGAUCAUAAAUUUGAAUGGAGUAGAGAGCAAUUUCAAGACUGGGCGAAUAACAUUAUUACAAGGUAUCCCAACUACCGAGUCCACUUGACUGGAAUUUGUAAUGGUCCCCCUGGCUCUGAAGACCUCGGCCACUGCUCUCAGAUGGCGACAUUUAUCCGUAAGCUAGAGAGAAUCUUUUCACCAGGUACUCUGGGACUGUUCAAACUCAUAACUACAGUACAAUACCCUUAUCGAGUUGACAAUCGUUCGGUAGAGGAGAAAACUCUCCAGGAAGCCGUUUAUUAUCUUCGCCAUUAUUCUCUAAAUAAUGAGGACGAAGUAAUGCCAUUACAACUCCUAGCAAAAUGGAUAGAUACUGUAUCAGUGAAUACAUUAAAAAAUAUUCUGGAAAAGGAGGGUUGGCAAAUUGUUAAUGAUAAAGAAAAAGGCUUAUCAGCUGUGUGCCCUCCAUUAUCAGAGUAUUCAGAGUUUGACGAUAAUGAUGAUAAUGAUGAUUACGAUAAUAAUACGUAUCUAAAUCAGUGGAACGACCAACCUACUGAACCUCCCUAUCAACAUCAAGACUGGCCGGAGAUUCAUGAUAAGGAUGAGGAAAUGUGGGACAAUGACGAGAGCAAUGAUUCAUCAGGUCAGAAUUUUGAAUCUGUAAAGAUAGAUAUGGGUAAUGGCGAAUUUCUUCAAGAUUCUACAAAUGUUGCUACAAAUGUAGAAAAUUUUAAUUUUCCUUCAGUGUCUUCAGGCUGUGAUCUAGAGUCAAUGUUAUUUUCAAAUAAUUCAACACCCAGUACUUCCAAGAAUUAUGAUGGAUGUGGAUCAAUAGCAUCUACAGGACAUUUAUUUUCAAUGAAUUCUCAAAGUUGUAUGAAAAAAAAUUGCAACAAUUCUGGUCAGGUUUCAAUUAAUUCUGGAGAAGAAAAUUUAUCAUUGAAGAAUAAAAUGGAUGAGAUGGAUAAAGACUUGUGUCAUUUGACGGCAGUCUCAUCAUCAACUGCUGAACAACUUUCAACUGAUGAUAUGAUAUAUAAUAAUGAUUCAAUGACACUUGGCAGCAUUUACAGCAUGUACUUAGAGUCAUCAACAUGUAAGAAUGAUGAAAUUUGUCCUGAGAAUAUAACAAAUGAUCCUGAUUUUCAAUGGUCGAAUGAUACAAGUAUCGGCGAUAUUGGUAGUUGUAAUGAAAUGAUUCUACAAUCAUUUCUACCAUCUUCCACAAAUGAUUCACCAAAUUUGACUAGUACGCCAAUGAAACUAAAGAAAAUAUCUCAACAAGAUGAUGAUUUUUCACAACAAACUCGAGUAUUCGUAAAAUGUAAUGAUUUUAAGGAAAAUAAUGUAGAGGAAAAUGGAAUUUUUAUGAGUGAAAUAUCCUCGGAAAAAUAUCCCGUAUUAUCAUCCGACAGUUGUAGCUCAUGUGAGAAAGAAAAAUUUGAGGUGAUGAGGAAAUUAAAAGAAAGUGCAUUAAUGGAAAAUAUGAAAAAUGAUGAUAGGACAUGUUCAAACAAAAAACAAUUUUCAUUAAAUGAAGAUGAUACACCUCAACUAUCAUCAAUAUAUCAUGGCCCUGAUUCAACUUUUCAUACCAAUCGUUGUAAAAACACCUAUUCAACAACAAUGAUGACAAAGAGACCAUUAUCUUUAUCUACAUGUGAUCAACUUUAUCAACAACAAGUUGUAGAUCGACAUGUUGUUGUCAAAGAAAUUAAAAAUUUUGAGUUGGAAGAGGUGGACGAUAAAGCCUCUCUUUCGGAGGCUAAAUGUAGCACUCCAAACAGCUGGUCACCCGAGUUUUGUUUGGACUCUGGUUAUCCAAACACAUCUUCAGUCCAUGAUAUCACACCGGAAUAUGAUUUAUCCAGUAUUGGACAGGAUACAAUAUCAGAAUCGCAGUCUCCAAGUUUUGCAGAACCUCCCCGACAAUUGGAGGCUCUUGUUGGGGUUGAAAAUGGAGACUUGGUAAAUAAUAAUCGCGAUGGAGAGGGGAAUAACGUGAUUCCUGUGGAGGAAAAUCAGCUUGAUGAGGAGAGGGAACAAGUGGAUGAGAAUGAAAAUAUUGAUGCGUGAUAAGUCCCUUUUUUCCUCGGCGAAUGCUCAUUUGACAGUAUUUUAUUCUGUGGCUGUGUGUCGAUUGUUAUGAUGAGAGAAAAUACAAGGCUUCAAAACUCACUCUUCAUCCAAAACUCCUCCUCGAGACGUACAAAAAAGCUUGUUUCCCCCCUCUUGAAACGACAAACUAUAAUUUACCUAUGAUUUAGCAAAGUUUCUAUCGUCACUUCCUCGUUUAAUUUCAUUGGUUUCUCAUCGCAAAUAUGUCAAAUUUUAGUAGUAUUGAUUUCGUAUAGAGUGAUAAAAAUGAAAAUAAUGUAAAAAUCAAGCUCUAGUAGUAGAUUAAUUGGAAAGGAAUAAUAAUGAUUCUACACAAGACUGAAAUGGCAUAUCUAAUUACCUUGAUGAGAUGAAUAAAAUAAAGUUGGGAAAAAUCCCAUUAAAAAUACA